UCCACUGCGCAAGUAAGGAAACGCCCAAGUUUCCGGCGUGGAUCUAGGCGAGCGCGGUUAGCAGUUGGUCUGAGUUUCUGCCUAGGAGGGCUUUUUGAUUUACAAGGUUGGGUUCGUGCCUGUACAGCAAUCCCUGUUAAUCCCCAGAACUUCGUGUGUGGAAGGGGAAGUGCCUCCAGUUGACAACUGAGGAAGAGGCACAACAACUACGCAGAAAAGAUGGGAGAGGAGGCCAAUGAUGACAAGAAGCCAACAACUAAAUUUGAACUCGAGCGAGAAACAGAACUUCGCUUUGAGGUGGAGGCAUCUCAGUCAGUUCAGCUGGAGCUGCUGACUGGCAUGGCAGAAAUCUUUGGCACAGAGCUGACCCGAAACAAGAAAUUCACCUUUGAUGCUGGUGCCAAGGUGGCUGUUUUCACUUGGCAUGGCUGUUCGCUACAGCUCAGUGGUCGCACCGAGGUGGCUUAUGUCUCCAAAGACACCCCUAUGUUGCUUUAUCUCAACACUCACACUGCCUUGGAGCAGAUGCGGAGGCAGGCAGAGAAGGAAGAAGAGCGAGGUCCCCGGGUGAUGGUAGUGGGCCCCACUGAUGUGGGCAAGUCCACAGUGUGCCGUCUACUGCUCAACUAUGCAGUGCGCUUGGGCCGCCGUCCCACUUACGUGGAGCUGGAUGUGGGCCAGGGCUCUGUGUCCAUCCCUGGUACCAUGGGGGCCCUCUACAUUGAACGGCCAGCGGAUGUUGAAGAGGGGUUCUCCAUCCAGGCUCCUUUGGUGUAUCAUUUUGGCUCCACCACUCCUGGAACCAACAUCAAGCUUUAUAAUAAGAUUACAUCUCGCUUAGCAGAUGUGUUCAACCAAAGAUGUGAAGUGAACCGAAGGGCCUCUGUGAGUGGCUGUGUCAUUAACACCUGUGGCUGGGUCAAGGGCUCUGGUUACCAGGCCCUGGUGCAUGCAGCCUCAGCUUUUGAGGUGGAUGUCGUUGUGGUCCUGGAUCAAGAACGACUGUACAAUGAGCUGAAACGAGACCUGCCUCACUUCGUACGCACUGUGCUGCUCCCUAAAUCAGGGGGUGUGGUUGAGCGCUCCAAGGACUUCCGGCGGGAAUGUAGGGAUGAACGAAUCCGUGAGUAUUUCUACGGAUUCCGGGGCUGUUUCUAUCCCCACGCCUUUAACGUCAAAUUUUCAGAUGUGAAAAUCUACAAAGUCGGGGCACCCACCAUCCCAGACUCCUGUUUGCCCUUGGGCAUGUCUCAGGAGGACAAUCAGCUCAAGCUGGUCCCUGUCACUCCUGGCCGAGAUAUGGUGCACCACCUCCUGAGUGUUAGCACUGCCGAGGGCACAGAGGAGAACCUUUCUGAGACCAGUGUGGCUGGCUUCAUCGUGGUGACCAGCGUGGACCUGGAACAUCAAGUGUUUACUGUGCUCUCCCCAGCCCCCCGCCCCCUGCCUAAGAACUUCCUUCUCAUCAUGGAUAUCCGGUUCAUGGAUCUUAAGUAGAGAUCAGCAGGAAGCCUUGCUGCUUGGGGGCGUAGAGAUCUCCUGGCCAUCACAAAGGCAGAUGGGUGAAGUGUGGGAAUCUCUUGAGACCAGGCUGACCAGUAAGUCAUGGACUAGUAGAAAGCAUAUAUUCUACCUCUUAAAACAGGUGGUAAUAACCUAACCCUUUUGAUCUUGAACCAAAAGGAAAACUGUAAGAAUAUAAUUGGUUUCUUAGAUUACCUAAGGUGUCACUUUGAAUUCUUUGAGUUCCAGAAAAAUCCCAUUUCAUUCAUUGUGCUACUAUGUGGACUAAUUCUGAGGAGGGAUUUUUUUUUUAAUAUUACUGCUUUAUAUUCUGUAUAUAGUACUUGUUAUCUCGUUUAUUCAGGGUGAAAGAGUGAAUUUGAAGGACUCCUUCAAAUAAAGUUCAUAUUCGGGAAAAACUAUUUUAAUAAAUAUUUUUGCCAUAUCACAGAA
This is a messenger RNA of Phacochoerus africanus (Common warthog), 1956 nucleotides long. It is a transcript of the gene CLP1, whose product is annotated as cleavage factor polyribonucleotide kinase subunit 1. Gene Ontology annotation, biological process: tRNA splicing, via endonucleolytic cleavage and ligation. The record is from RefSeq and is a predicted model, not a curated record. Gene Ontology annotation, cellular component: mRNA cleavage factor complex; nucleus. NCBI's taxonomy places the organism in Eukaryota, Metazoa, Chordata, Mammalia, Artiodactyla, Suidae. Gene Ontology annotation, molecular function: polynucleotide 5'-hydroxyl-kinase activity. The transcript has 4 exons. The coding region runs from base 220 to 1497 and encodes 425 amino acids.